GAGCACUUGUUUGCGUAGUGUGGGCUUUUGUGUGAGUGGGGAAGGUUGAGCUGUAGCGGAUCAGCAGGCAGAAUUUUUUUUGAAAAGGCAGUGGCCAGCAGGAGCCGGGCACUCAAUAAUCCCCUGAUUCUAAUUCUGACCACGGAGAUUUGUUGCCCAUGCUAUCCAGUUAAUUAAAAAUAAGUUGCUGACAGUACGGAGGAGAGUUUUUGAAGUGUACAAUACACCCCUAUAUUUGCGGGCGAGAGUUUGCUUCAUCACUGCAACAAAAAAAAAUCAGCGUGGGAGUUAAUGGGGGAAGAAAAAAAUGCAGCGAGAGCUUUAGGGUUCGCUUUUAAAAAUACAAAUCUCUGACUGAUUUGCCUAUUUUUUGUUUCGGAACUCGCUAGGUUGAGAGUCAAGGGGGGAACAUUAAGUGGAAGUGUCACCAAAGGGGACUUUUAAUCUGCGGAAGUUUAGUUUCUCUGUUUGUUGGGAGAAGCGAGGCAAUUGCAGCCGCCGGCGCCUUUGCAGCUCUGUGAGCCGGGGCUUCAGCCAGCUUGCCGGGCGCCCGCGCUCGCUUUAUCUUCCUUCUCCCGAGUGAUGCUUUGUUUUGCGGUAUCUGUCCGAAAACCCUCCUAAGCACCAUGAGCAUGGCCAACGACACAUACGCAUUUGUAAAAGACAUUAAGCCAGGAAUGAAAAAUUUAAAUGUCGUCUUUAUUGUUCUGGAAAUAGGUCGAGUUACCAAAACUAAAGAUGGACAUGAAGUGAGGUCGUGCAAAGUAGCCGAUAAAACUGGCAGCAUCACUAUUUCAGUUUGGGAUGAGGUUGGAGGUCUAAUACAGCCCGGGGAUAUCAUUCGCUUGACAAGAGGUUAUGCUUCAAUGUGGAAAAAUUGCCUGACGCUAUAUACAGGGAGAGGAGGCGAUCUUCAAAAAAUUGGAGAGUUUUGUAUGGUAUAUUCAGAAGUACCCAACUUUAGUGAACCAAAUCCAGAUUACCUGAACCAGAUGAACCAAACAAACAAAGUUGCACAAAGUGAACAUAGAAACAAUUCUCCUCCUAGUCAGCUGGCUACAAAUGGACAAAUGCAAACAGUUGGACGUGCUAUUAUGAAAUUACUAGAGACCGUUAUUCCUUAAACGCGAGGCACAGUUCAUCCAAAAUAUUAGAUCGACCGGCAGACACGCUGCGUCAUCAUUCUUAACGUAGAGUACAACUUUUCAACCCGGUGUCCAAGGUGUGAGAAGCUGAACUCAAGGCUGAUGAUUCUAUUGCCUGUUCAUGCUCCCUUAUAGUGGCAAUAUGUUUUUACAUUCCACAAACUAACAUGUUUUGUCAGACACUAGAUCUUUAUACACACGCACGCCUUUGUGAUAGAGAGCGGCCCGCGAAGCCACGAGUCAAAAUGGGCUGAAGGAGGCGGCGGGGCACAUGAUAUACAUCUGGGAAAAGAUUAAUGCGCAUAUCAAAGGGGGAGCGCCGAGGCCGGUGGGUGCGGAGCAGUUUCUACAGAUGAGUAUUGAUACAGCUGGGGGCUAGCUUCCCGCUUUCAGGGGCCUGGUGAAGUUGUAAUGAGGAAAGGACAAAGAGCAAUGAUAGAAUCUGUGUAGUCUUUACAGGCCAGAUGUUCAUUCUUGCUGAUGUUACACCAUUUUAUUCAAUGUGCGCUAAGAAACCCGUAGGCACCCUAGGAGGGCAUUCUAAACUAACGAGAGGUGAUCUUCAUUUUUCUUCUCGACUUUUACUAAAGUGUGACCCCAUUUUACUGGACAUAUGUUCUAGGUGACUUGGGUGAACUCAUAUUUAAGGGGCUGAUAAGCUCAGAUUUGACAAAACAGGCCCGUUUUUGAAAUAGCAUUUUAGUUCGAGUGUAACGAAUGCUUCAUCAAUGGAAAUUCACUGAGAUCUAUUUCCAAGUGUUGGCUAAUCAGGUAAAGGUUCUAUGAUACGGAGUUAAGAAAGGGAUAUAAAAUUACAGUGUAAAGGAAUCAAACCUCAUUUAUUGGGCACCAGGUUUGUCUCGGGUGACUUUUUUAAAAAAUCUGCUACCCAGCUGUACACGUUGGCAAGGGUAUCGGGCCUUUUCGCUUAAUGGGGCUCAAUAUUUUCAGUAAGUACAAACGCGAGAAAAUGCUGGAGGAACUCAGCAGGCCAAGCAGCAUCUACGGAAAAGAGUAAAUAGUCAUUUGAAGCCGAAACUCUUCUUCAGGGCUCCAACUCCAGUCCUGUUGAAAUGGUUUCGGCCCGAAACAUCCAGUUUUCCGUCAACUGUUGCCUGGCCUGCUGCGUUCCUCCAGCUUUGUGUGUGUGUAUACUUACUCUCAAUAAGUACUUUGGAUGGAACCGAAUCUUGAUCUACACACAGGCACAUUCAAUACGGGUUUCACAUCAGCGUAAAGAACAAGAAGAUGGCGCGCCACGUUAACCUUUCUAGGCUGGAGUCAAACCUAUACGUUUUCCUAUUUCGGGCUCUCGUAAUAACGUCCCAUGCGAUAAGAGUCCGUAAAAUGAAAUACGACAUUUCUCCCAGCGUGCCUAAUGCGAGGCAGGCGGCUUUCUCCCGAGAGGGAUGGGGAUUGAGUUACAGUUUGUGCAAUGCGGCUGAUGUGCUACACAUCACCGGAGGGCAGAACGCCAGCAAAUACUUUGCAUUGCAACUGACUGAUUCCAUUUCAGUUCAGGACGUUUGACAGCUGGGAACAACAGUUAUUAAAACGGUAAUGAUGUGCAGGAAAUGAAACAUUAACUAAGUUAUGCUGGGAAGAGUUGCUGCCGCCGGGUCCAGUAACAAUAUUGAUAUAUCAAUACGGCGUGUAUGGCAUGUAUCUGAAAGUUUCGCAGUUGAAUUUCCACUCUCCCCAGGUUAACUGGGCACUGUUGGAUGCGGGAAGGCUGGAGAUAAAGCCAGACUGUCUCUGGUAAGAGGUACAAUUCUAUCGUUUCGGGAUGAAGACUACUCAUCAGAACUGGAAACUUUUCUUCAAAACCUUAAGCGAUCGUUCAGGGUCCAGUUCUGUUGAAGGAUCCGCAACCCGAAACGUAGAUGCGCCAGGACUGGUUUUCUGUUUUAGUUUAAUUCCACCAUCCACAGCAUUUUGUAUUUGGAAUAUUUUCUUUCACAGAGUUCGUGUUUGAAAACAUGUAGGCUUUAGUCUUCGUGCUUUCAAGCAACAAAAAGUCGUGUCCAUUAUUCUUAAACAAAAAGAAAUAAAGUUUUAUGAUUAUUGAGUGAGCAGGGAAACAGGCCUUUGGCUCAACUCGUUCAUGCCGACCUCUGAGCUGGUCCUCAUCCCUAAACCUUUCCUAUCCACAAACCUGUCCAAAUGUCUUUUAAGUAUUGUAAUUUGACCCACCUCUACCACCUCCUCUGUCAGCCUGUUCUAUGUACCCAUCACUCUUUGGGAAUGGCUUGCUCCCAAUGUCCCCCUUAAACCUUUCCCAUCUCACCUCUAACCUACGCCCUCUAGCUUGAGACUCUCCUGAGAAAAAGACUGUGCCCCUCAUGAUUUUACAAACCGCUGUUAGGGAAAGUAGUCCCAUCCUAUCCAGUCUCUCCUCAUAACUCAAGGCUUCUGGUCCUUGUGAAUCUUUUCUGCACUCUCUCUAACCUAAUCGCUUCCUUUAAUAUGGUAACCAGAAGUGCCCAUAAUACUUGUGCAGCCUUACCAAUAUCAUAAACAGCCAGAACUUACAACUCUUGUACUCGAUGUCUCAACUUGGCUUCUUCACUACUUUGUCUGGUUGUGUCAUCACGACUUGCAGAUAGUGUAGUAAGCAGAGUGUCCGCAAUGCUCUGGUUGUGGUCUAGAGGACACUUUAUAAACCAUAAUACAGCUAUCCUUAUAUUUUAUGCCCUGGCUAAUGAAGGUGAAAAUUGCAUGCGGCUUCUUAACCACUUUAUCUACCAGCAAUAAUGUCUUCAGAGAUCCUUGGACAUUUAGAGAAAAUUCUUUCCGGGGUACAUUGUAAACCCUGGUCUUUACUUCCCUCGAGAUGCUUUGCGUUACAUUAUGUUUAAUGUCUUCAUUUAUUAUAUAUGGGGCACACCUUAAAGGAAUGCAUAUUGGAUCUAUGCUAAGGUUCUGUUUCUAAAUCCCAUUAGUCACCACCCUCUCAUUGUGCACACAUAGCAUUUCAAUUUAGCUUGGUUUCUAAGCCAUGAAACACAGUACAUCAGCUUGGUUAGAUUUAGAUUCUGGUUUGAAUGAUACUUCAGCAUGAUUCCUAAGAACAGUAGAGAUUCUUUUCUGCUGAGAAGGCUACAAUUAGCUAAAACGUAUUAGUGGGGAAGACCAAAGUGGUGUCUCCUGUCACUUCCUUCCUUGUUUCAUGGAGCACCAUUAGUAGAAAGCUGGUUAAGAGUCAGGAAGUCGAGGGUAGUGGUGACUGGAGUGAGAGAAUAAGCAUCGACACCCAGAGUCAGCAUUGGGAACCAAUGUCUUUCCGUUCAUGACCACGGUUGGGGGAACAAGAACAAGGUGACAUAGGUUUAAGGUGAGGGGGGGUAAAAUUUAAUAGGACCCUGAGGGGCAACUUUUCCACCCAGAAGCAGGAGCUUAUAUGGGCUGAGCUGCCAGAGAAGGUGCUUAAGGAAGUGCAUUAAUAACAGUUCAAGGGCAUUUAAACAGGUUCAUGAACAGGAAACAUUUAGAGGGAUACGGGUCAAUGCUGAAGUGGGUUUGAAUUCGUGAAAUAUUGGCAUUAGUGUUAGGGAAGGUAGGAACUGUUCUGAUGGGAUGAGCUCCACCUGAACCACGCUGGGAGCAGAAUCCUGGCAAAUUGCAUAACUAGAACUGUGGAUAGGGCUUUAAACAAAUAGUAGGGAGAAGCUCAACUUUAUCCUAUCACGGAUAAAGUUGUGACUGUGAUCGAAGUCACUGGAGAGACACUGGAGCUGGUGUUAUAGUAGCCUUUAGUCAUCACAACAAGCAGGUAUUCUCAUGGAGACACUAUUGGUAGAGACUCAUGAACCCAAAAGUAUGGCACAUUCUUUACCACUAAGAUUGAAAGUAACAACAGGUGAUUUAAUACAAUUUCAAUAGUUAUAAUGCCAUUGCUUGCUUCAAUACUUUGGGUUGACAAAUGGUUCCUUUGAGAUACAUACUGGAAGAACAUUGUAAUUGAUAAGACACCCCUGAAGGUCUAAGUGCCUUUGAGAGAAACUAAUCAAUGGAAAUAAUCUAAAAACUUCUGACGACAGAGACCCAGGCACCCAAAAUUAGUGUUAGGGUUUCCUCUGAGUACACAGACUAUUGAUUGGCUAUACCUCUGACCAUGUUUAAUAUACUAAGUGACAACAUUUGUCUGGUUUGCUAGCCUGAAUUCAAGUCACAAUGGUGCAAACAUCUCAGCCAUGUUGCCUGGUUUGAUGCAAGUCAAGUAACACUACACCAUUGUCUUAACAUUAGCCUAAUGCAUAAGCAAACAUCUCAAGGUCACCAUUUUGCAAACCACAUCUCUUUGUGGGCUUUUAACAUCAGUUUACUGCUUGCAAUUUAAAAUAAAAACUGAAGACUAAUUGCAAGUUUG
Hypanus sabinus (Atlantic stingray) is the source of this 5514-nucleotide messenger RNA. RefSeq names its product SOSS complex subunit B2-like. The record is from RefSeq and is a predicted model, not a curated record. Gene Ontology annotation, cellular component: SOSS complex. NCBI's taxonomy places the organism in Eukaryota, Metazoa, Chordata, Chondrichthyes, Myliobatiformes, Dasyatidae. The transcript is spliced from 6 exons. Bases 627 to 1124 code for a protein of 165 amino acids. Gene Ontology annotation, biological process: response to ionizing radiation; double-strand break repair via homologous recombination; mitotic cell cycle checkpoint signaling. Gene Ontology annotation, molecular function: DNA binding.